ACAAGGUCACACAGGCAUCCUUUCAGCUGGGCUUUCAGGAAUAGAGCCAUACCGCUGCCCCGAUGAGCGAGGGAGUAGCUACUCCUCCCAGACAGAGUUGGGGUCAAAUCCAUGUGCACCCAAUUCCCACCAAAGGCUGCUGUCCCAGCUCGCUGGGAUGGAAGGAUAACACCUCCAGCCUCCCCUGGGACCUGCCUCUGUGAGGGCAGUUCACAAAGUUUGACACAGAGGUGCACGGAAAGGUGUACGUCCUAGGGAAGCAGCCCAAAGGUGGCAAGAAGCUGGCAGCAGCCCUCGAGAGGGUCCUGGCACCAUGGACAAUGACGAGCCUCUUGAGCCCGAGACAAAAGAUGAGAAUGAGACCACGCCAGCGCCCCAGAGCAGUGACGAAAUGCUCUACUGUGAGGCCGAACCCCCAACGCCUGUUGAAAAGGACAAACCAAUCUGGGAGAGUUCAGAAACAGACCUCGAGAUUGAAGAUAAUGAGAAAUUUUUCACCACCGGACAGAAGGACCUGUACCUGGAGGCCUGUAAACUGAUGGGAGUAGUCCCUGUCUCUUACUUCAUUCGGAACAUGGAGGAUUCCCACAUGAAUCUCAACCACCACGGGCUGGGCCCCCGGGGUACCAAGGCUAUUGCCAUCGCCCUGGUGUCCAACACGGCGAUUACCAAACUGGAGCUGGAAGAUAACUGCAUCAUGGAAGAGGGUGUCCUGAGCCUGGUGGAGAUGCUACAGGAGAACUACUACCUGCAGGAGCUGGAUAUUUCUGAAAAUGAGCUUGGUUUGGAGGGAGCCAGGAUCAUCUCAGAGUUCCUCCAGAGAAACAUCUCUGCCCUCUGGAAUCUUACACUUUCAGGAAACAGCUUCAAGGAAGAAUCCGCAACGCUACUCAGCCAAGCCUUGUCGGCUAACUAUCGACUUAAGAGGCUGGAUCUCAGUCACAACCAGUUCUCUGACCUGGGAGGAGAGCAGCUGGGCCAGAUGCUGGGUGUGGGGGAGGCCGAGCUGACGCCCUCCUCUCCAGCCCUCAAUGUAGGACUGACAGCGCUGGAUCUGAGCUGGAACCACAUCCACACACAGGGAGCUGUGGCCUUGUGCAACGGCCUGCGGGCGAACGUGACCCUGAAGAAACUGGAUCUCUCCAUGAAUGGCUUUGGGAAUGAAGGGGCUUCGGCUUUAGGGGAGACCCUCAGACUCAACAGCACCCUGGUCUACCUGGAUGUCAACGGCAAUGACAUCGGCAAUGAGGGAGCCUUCAAAAUCAGCAGAGGGCUGGAAUCCAACGAGAGCCUCAGGGUUCUGAAGCUCUUCCUGAACCCGAUAAGUAUGGAAGGGGCUGUUUCCCUUAUCCUGGCCAUCAAGAAGAACCCCAAAUCCAGAAUGGAGGAACUUGACAUUUCUAACGUGCUGGUGACCGACCAGUUCACCAAGAUAUUGGAGGGCGUGUACGCUGUUCACCCCCAGCUGGACGUGGAGUACAAAGCGGCGCCAGGCUGCUCCGCCAAGAAGACCCUCUUCUUGCUGACAAACCCCAUGAAAAUGAUCCAGAGCUAUGCAGACCAGCAGAAGAUCUCAGUGGUGGACUUCUUCAAGAGCUUGAACCCUGCUGGGACUAUGAAGAUGCCGGUGGGCGAGUUCCGGAAAGCAAUGUUACAGCAAAACAAGGUCCCUAUAAACAGGUACCAAAUCCGAGAGCUGAUAAAGAGGAUGGAUGAGAAGACAGGCAUGGUGAACUUCAGUGUACUUCCCUAGCAAAGCCUGAGCCUGGAUCAUGUGCCACUGAGCCAGACGCUGGGGACAGAGGAGCUACAGACCAGCACCCACAGCCUCACAGGAGUUUCUUGAAAAUGCCGGAGCCAUAGCAACAGGUCUGGUCUGGAAGGAAGUCUCGCUGAGAGAGAAGUCCUGGCAAGAUGGAUGGUGGCAGGAGGAGACUCACAGGUGGCCAAGACUUCGAUGGGCAGAUGCCAAGGCCAGGGCGAUGCAUGAGCAAAUAAAAUCUGGCCUGGCUCGGACAUCUCUGGGCCGCUGCCGUGUACCCUUCAUAGGUGUUGGGGAGCCUUCUGGUUGUGGUGUCCACCAGGGAUGUUCUUGGUGGCCCUGUUCAGCACCUCACCAACCAGCUAGGAAAGUGAUGGGGUGGCCAGGCAGCAGGGGAGCAGGCCAGGGCACAGAGCAGUCGUCACAGUCAGUGCAAGCUGUCAAGGGGAAGACUUCCAGGAUGGGAGGCAGCGGCUGGGAGAGCAGGUGCUGAGGAGUGGAGGGCAGGGGCCUUUCCAAGAAAAUGCUAAGAGGGCCAAUGAAGCCAGAGUCAGGAGCCAAGAGGCGUGGCAUAUAGUCAGGGCCACUACCUGGCUACAUGACCUUGGAGCCACCUGACUGAGUCCACAUAGAAAAUGGAACAGCUCAGAACAGCAGAUGGGGUAGCGGUAACGUCAUUGGACUCCCACGUGGCCAACUGUGGUUUGAGUCCCAGACUCGGUG
Messenger RNA from Tupaia belangeri chinensis (Chinese tree shrew), 2485 nucleotides. It is a transcript of the gene LRRC74A, whose product is annotated as leucine rich repeat containing 74A. Gene Ontology annotation, molecular function: protein binding. Lineage: Eukaryota; Metazoa; Chordata; Mammalia; Scandentia; Tupaiidae. Bases 314 to 1753 code for a protein of 479 amino acids. The transcript has 15 exons. The record is from RefSeq and is a predicted model, not a curated record.